This is a messenger RNA of Rattus norvegicus (Norway rat), 4091 nucleotides long. The record is from RefSeq and is a predicted model, not a curated record. NCBI's taxonomy places the organism in Eukaryota, Metazoa, Chordata, Mammalia, Rodentia, Muridae.
AUGGCAGCGGUAUCUGUAGUAGUCAGCCCUGGGAAAGAGCAUGCCAAGGUUGUGGUUCAUCUGCAAACAAGACCGGGUUUCCCGGACGACCGCAGGGUUGGAGGGGGCACUGUUACUGGCCCCAGAGACCACCUGUUGUCCGUAGAUCAGAUUCGAUUGGUCAAGGAGGCCAGAGGACCGCCCACAUCCCUGGGAAGAGUUCCAGGCAGUGAGCUCUGUGCUCUCGUCUGCGUCCCUGACUGGGUAGUGAGAGUAAACAUGAAGGGUCCCUGCAAGGAGGUUCAGAAGAAUGAAGAUCAAGAGGGAGAAGCUGCGGCCACUGGGCCUCAGGCGGAGACCCUGGAGGCCAAGAAGUCCUGGACUGCAAAUUCACACUCUGCUCUGGAAACAGAAGGCACCCAUGGGCUUGGAGAACGGGUCAUGGCUGACCUCUAUCUGGAGUCUUGCCGGGCCAAUAGUGUUGUGCCCGUUUCUCGUCUUCUGCGCCAAGGGAGCGCCUCCGAACUGAAUCUUCAGCACCGUGGCCUGGGGCCCCAGGGGAUCCGGGCUUUGGCUUCCACACUGACCUCUAAUCUCUACAUCAAGCGCCUGGAUCUCCGGGACAAUGAGCUCGGUGGUGCUGGAGCAGAGGCUCUGGCUGACGUCCUUCGUAAGAACAGCGUUAUCUCUGAUGUGGACCUGUCAGAGAAUCAGAUUGGAGCUGCAGGGCUCCAGGCCAUCUGCACUGCCCUCACCUUAAACCCAACUGUUCAGAAGAUGCAGCUGCAAGGGAACAGGCUGGAGGAAAAGGCAGCCCAGCACCUCGCUGCUCUUCUGCUGCGUCACACUGGCCUGAAAUCUCUAGACCUCAGCUAUAAUCAGCUCAAUGACCUGGCAGGAGAGACACUUGGACCUGCGGUGGCAGAAAACACCGGACUCACAGAGCUUAACCUGAGUUGGAAUCACCUUCGAGGCCUGGGAGCCAUUGCAUUUGCUAGAGGCCUGGAGGCAAAUAUAUUCUUGAAGGUCCUAGACAUCUCUCACAAUGGCUUUGGAGACUCUGGCGCCUGUGCGGUAGGCGAGGCCCUCAGGGUCAACAAUGUGUUAGAAGAAUUAAAUAUGAGAAACAACCGCAUCUCCACGUCAGGAGCCCUGAAGUUGGGGUUGGGUCUUCAAGUCAACCAAACACUUCGGGUUCUGAUUAUUUCCAAGAAUCCUAUUUGCAGCGAUGGCUGUGUCGGCCUCCUUAAGUCUGUCCGGAGCAACAAAUCGUCUGGCCUAGAACUACUGGAUGUGUCUGGUAUCCAAGUAAGCAGAGAGUGCGAUGAGCUCGCCAGCUCCAUGAGCGAAGCUUUUCCAGGACUCUGUAUAAAGCACUGCACUUCCAGAAGAAAAGACUGGCCACAAGCCACCAUCCCAGCUGUCAUCUGCACCAAGUGGCUCUAGUCUCACCUCUAAUACGCAACUUUAACAUUCACAUUGCUGCCCGUUCAGUAUGUGUACCAACACGUGUAUCUUCCUUUCUGCUCUCUGGCAUCGUCCAUCAUCUGGCUUCAUUUGCUGUGGUUCAUUUCAUUCAACCAAAAUCUGCCCAUGAACAACGCUGAACACAAGGUUAACGAUGUCUGUAUCAUCCAGAGGUUCAUGUUCCGAUGACCCUGUUAAACAAAACAUAAAGGAGAUGUGCAAAUGGAAUCCCCAAGCUCUUCUCGAAAGAAGACAAACUGCCACAACCCAUUGGAAAGCAACUGAUCGUUACAUUCCGAGUUCUAAAGUCACCCAUGGGCUUCAGUCAAGUCAACUCACUAAUUCGCUCUACAGAAACAACCGGAGCUGCAUAGAAGCUACUGCUGAUUGGCCAGGGUGUAUGACUCAGGAGUGUUUGCCUGGCAUACAGGAAACUCUUGGUUGAUUCUGCACCAUCGUAUAAAGAAGCAUGAUGAUGUGUGCCUGUAAUUCUAGCACACCAUAAGUGUCUCAAUAUGUAUGUGUGUGUAUAGACAGACAGACAGACAGACAGACAGUCAGAUAGAUAGGUAGGUAGAUAGAUAGAUAGAUAGAUAGAUAGAUAGAUAGAUAGAUAGGUAGGUAGAUAGAUAGAUAGAUAGAUAGAUAGAUAGAUAGAUAGAUAGAUAGAUAGAUAGAGUUGGUGACACAUGCUUGUUACUCUGGCCCUUUGGAGACUGAGUCAGAAGAAGCAUGGUGACUUAAGACCAGACAGGGGUAUAUGUAGCAAGAUCCUGUAGAAAAGAGAUCUAGCCACAUACUUUGUCUCCAAAUGUCUAUUUCACCAAUUUUCCAAUCAUGCUCUUUCCAAGUCCCUGACAAUCCAGCCAGUCCCAUUGGCUACAGUCCAUGAGUCAAUGAACAAUCAUACACCUGGCCACUUCUUGCAAACAAAACAAAUGGCCACGCGUACUGCCCCAAAUUCUGUUUACUGUGAAGACUUUGCUUCUCCAGUGUCUCUCAUAACUGUCUCAGAAAGGGGUUGAAAUGCUACAGCUCUUCACUCCUGAGUGAUGCCUGCUUAAACCUUCCUCAGUUAAUUGGUCAUGUGCACGCCUCAUGAGGCUGCAGAUAACUGCUUGAGAGAAGACAGCAUUGUAACAGGAACAGAAACCGUAGGUGUUUAGGCAACCCCUGAAAGCAACUUGCUUGUGCCCUAAGACCUCCUUGGGCCUUAUCAUUCCUCUGUGUGUGUGUGUGUGUGUGUGUGUGUGUGUGUGUGUGUAUCACUUUCAGUUGAUAAUGGAUUGCUGCUGUGCAUGUCCUAUUUUUAUGGUUUGGUUGGUCAGGUCAGAUAAUCCUCAGAUCAUAAUGGGAACUUCAUGACCGCAAGUCCAAAGUAGUUACUACCUUCUGCUUACUUGUUAGGCUGCAUACUGUUGUCAAAAAAAGUGAACCACUGUGAUAUUUUGUGGAACAGACAGAUGACCAAGAAACCUUCAAAUAAAGUCAUGGCACAGAGCUAGAGGGUUAAUAUAUCCUUGAAGUAAAGCUGUAAAUGUAUACCGCUGUCAUUGUCAAGUGACCGCAGAUCCCUUCUGGUGGUCCUUAUGGGCAGGCACCAAGGAAAGGUCAUUGGCUAGAUCAAUAGCUGCAUUCCAUGUGCCAGGAGAUGUGUUCAUCUGCUCAAGUAAGGGCAGCACAUCUGGUACAGCAGCUGCAGUCAGUCACUGCUUGAUGGAGUUUGCAAUCCUCAACUGUCAUUUUGCAUGAUCCAUCUGUCUUCUGCCCUGGACAUAUAGGAGAGUGGCAUAGAGGGGUUGGGAAUUUAGCUCAGUGGUAGAGCACUUGCCUAGCAAGCGCAAGGCCCUGGGUUCGGUCCCCAGCUCUGAAAAAAAAAAAAGAGAAAAAAAAAGGAGAGUGGCAUAGAGAUGUGGUGGCACUUUUCAAGUCCUUGAGAGUGGCACAGAGUUCUGCCAUUCCUCCUGAGACAUGAUACUGUCUUUAAUUCACUGUGUUCACUGGCAGAGGCAACUCCAGAGGCUUCCAUUUGGCCUUCCCAACCAUAAUAACUGUCACUCCACAGGUCAGGGAAUCAAUGUGACAAUAAUGCCAACCAACUUCUAAGUCUGUCCAUCCCAAUUAUACAUUCUGGAACUGGAAAAAUAACUACAGGACUGAGUUCCUGGACUUCAGUCAAAUCUCCACAAAUAACCUGACCUCCUGAGGCUUGACCUGGUAGAAAGUAGGUGGGUUAUAGAAUUCCUGUGAAGGACCCUAAGGGCUUUCGCCAGCCUUACAGGUCAAGAUUAGGCCAAGUACAAGCUUCCCACCUUGGAAGUUCCAUUCUCCACCUACAGUUCUCAGGAGGAGCAGGGACAUUCUUGAAAAAGCACAGAAUGUACCAAAUGAUAGUCACCUGACCCUCUGGUCCUAGAUAGAGUUCAAAUGCAUGCCAUAUGCUUGCUAGCCAAUAGACUUAACGGUCAAUAUGCUCAGCCAGUAAGUUUAAACUGUAACCUUGCUGAUGUAACCUGUACCCAUAAAAAGUAUAAAAACUGCUUGUUAUAGCCAUUCAGGGUCACCUUCUAGUCACUUGCCAUGAGGGGCUGAUUGAAGGUCGACCCUGACGUGCUGUAAAAUAAACCUCUUGCAUUUGCACUGAA